AUGUCAUUGAAGAAUAAGUCUGCGAAGGAUUUGCUGAAUUUGACAAAGAAAUUGGUGCCUCCAUUACUACCACAGUUCCAUAAAGGUCAAGGUAUGUGUCUCGAUAGGUUUUAUUAUACUGGUGCUCCUUAUUUCGCUGCACAUGCUGCUGCUGUCUUUGGUGCUGACUUGUCCCAUAUAAUUUGUGAAAAAAAUGCAGCUACAGUGAUUAAAUCAUAUACCCCAGAUCUUAUGGUUCAUCCAUAUCUAUAUGAGAAAGAUAAUGUUCCUGAUCAUGUACAAAAUAUUGAUGAAUUUCUGGAGAGUAAAGUAUUACCAAAAGUGAAAUCUUUAUUAUCAAGAAUACAUGUUGCUAUUGUUGGACCAGGUUUAGGUAGAGAUGAAUUAAUGUUGAAAACUUUAGAGAUUGUCAUUGGAUACCUUAAAGAAAAGCAAAUUCCUAUAAUAUUUGAUGCUGAUGGUCUUUAUUUAUUAUCACAGAAACCUGGUUUAGUUCAUGGAUAUCAAUUAGCUACACUAACACCAAACGUUGUGGAGUUCAAAAGAUUAGCGGAUGCUGUAGGUUUAGAUCUUGAUGGCAGGAACCCACAUCAAGAGGCAAGUGAUUUAUCCAAUCUACUAGGUGGUGUUACCAUUUUGAGAAAAGGUGCUGUUGAUAUAAUUGCCCAAUAUGAUCAAGUCAUUGAAAGUAAUACAAAAGGUUCGGAUAGAAGAUCUGGUGGUCAAGGUGAUACAUUAACAGGUACAUUAGCCACAUUAACAGCAUGGGGUGAAUCAUAUAAAUCAUUCUUGUGGGAUCAUGAUGGAGAUGUUGAAGAGGAAGAUAUCUCAUUAUUGGCAGCUUUUGGAGCUUCUACUGCAACAAGAGUCGCUGCGAGAGAAGCUUUUAGACAAAAGGGUAGAGCAAUGCAAGCCACUGAUUUACAUGCAAACGUUGGAAGAGCGUAUCAAAUUGUCUUUGAAGAGGAAAAUGAGUUGUUUGAAUAG
This is a messenger RNA of Hansenula ciferrii, 987 nucleotides long. RefSeq names its product NADHX dehydratase (gene NNR2). Gene Ontology annotation, molecular function: ATP-dependent NAD(P)H-hydrate dehydratase activity. The transcript has 2 exons. NCBI's taxonomy places the organism in Eukaryota, Fungi, Ascomycota, Saccharomycetes, Phaffomycetales, Wickerhamomycetaceae. Gene Ontology annotation, biological process: metabolite repair. The record is from RefSeq and is a predicted model, not a curated record. Bases 1 to 987 code for a protein of 328 amino acids.